AUGGCACCACCAUCCCCCAGACGAUCCUCCAGAGCCCGCACAAGCAAUUCACAGUCACAGCAAUCCUCCUCGGCAUCAUCUACGACCUCCGGCCGUAUCGAACGCAAUACGAGAUCCGGAAACAAACCCUCCUCAGGCAAAUCGACCCCGAGCGCAUCCCUGUCGUCAGAGCCGCCCGAAGACCUUGACGACACCCACCUGCUUCGCCGCCGACGACGCGGCUACGACGAAGAUCGAGAUAAACUAUCGAGACAAGACUCUGUAGAAAUGGCCAACGGAAGCGAUGAUAUUCAAGAGGAUGACGAGGCCGUCCGCUGCAUUUGCGGGUUCGACGACUACCCUGGCCCUCCACCCCUUGACCCCGAAACCAAACAAGCGAGAGACGCCCCAGACUCCAUAAUAUUGACUGCUCUCGAUGUCACAGACGACAUAUCUGGCUUCUAUGUGCAAUGCGAUAUCUGCAAGGUAUGGCAGCACGGAGCCUGUGUCGGAAUCAUGACAGAGGAGAGCUCCCCCGACGAAUACUUUUGCGAAAAGUGUCGGAAAGACCUGCACAAAAUUCACAAGGCUAGCAAUGGCCAGCGAUAUUCGACCUACCUACCUCUCCACCGAGCAACGCGAGCCUCCCGAUCUGCCUCAAUCGCCAAAGAGGGUGCCCGCUCGCCGAAAACUGGGACUGGCAAAGCGGAGCGGACAUCCUCAGCCUCACAGACCUCGAAGCGACGCUCGACAAUGAACAGCCGCGAGGCCGCAUAUGAUGAAGAAGACCAAUUGCGCCGUGCUAUCGAGGCGAGCAAAGAGUUAGUAGUUGUACAGGACGAGAUCUCCACAAGACGCAACAAGCGCGGCCGGAGCGAUAGCGAAGAGAACUCCACGAGCGUCAAAAGGCAGCGAACGAGCUCGCGGUCGCCAUCGCCCCCUUCCGAUCCUCCGAAGAGCGAUAUUCAGGAUGAUUCGGAUGAUGGUGCAGUCACAAGGAACGGCUCCUCCAAAAAGUCCCGCAGCUCCCGCUCACAAAAAGAAAAAUCCGAGCGGGAAGAGCGAGAGCGGCUCCGACAGGAGGCGGCAAACAAGAGGAAAGGUCGUGCAGACCGUAGGCGUGGCGAAGGCGCCGUAGCGACGGUUCCUGAGAAGGAGUCAAGCACUCAACCCGACGUCGAUUCCGACCCCUCAGAGGAGAUACCUCUUGCCGCCACCCGCGCAGCUAGUAGCAAGCCAGCCGAGGUCCAGCCAAGCGUCGAACCGCCCGCCCCGACACAACCUACCCCCGACACUCCGCCGCCCGGAAAUCCCCCGCCGACCACCACCAGCACACACAAGAAGAGCGCGAGGAGCACGCAUAAGAAGACGAAGGGGCGUAACCAAUACACGAAAGACCGAGACAAUGAUGCUGACCGGUCGCCUGUACGGUCAAUGUCUCGAGAUACCCCAAGACAUGACGAACCGAGUAACGGCGGCCAUAAGACUGACCGACAUAGCUCCAAGUCCAAGUCUGGUCCACACAGCAAGAUAUCUCUCAAUGAGCUCAAACGGCGGUCGGCGGCCUUCCUGGACUUUAUUGCAAAGACCCAGGUGGAACUCGCGUCCGAAGACCUCACCGAAUUCAAGCCUACCCCGGAGAAUGCAGAGCAGCAAGACAAGCGAAACGGCACGCCACAGAUACAAAUUAACGGCGGUUCAAGCUCGGCUGUGGUGAACUCGGAGGAACCUGCAGCGUCACCAGCCUCUCAAGUCUCGACCUCGAAGGGUUUCAAGGAGCUGAACUGCGUGGAGAUGAUGGACUUGCUGACAAGGGAUCUCGUGAAGUGGCAAAACAGAUACACGUCAUGA
Messenger RNA from Scedosporium apiospermum, 1830 nucleotides. RefSeq names its product PHD-finger domain-containing protein. The record is from RefSeq and is a predicted model, not a curated record. Gene Ontology annotation, cellular component: Rpd3L-Expanded complex; Rpd3L complex. The transcript has 3 exons. Gene Ontology annotation, biological process: negative regulation of silent mating-type cassette heterochromatin formation; negative regulation of rDNA heterochromatin formation. NCBI's taxonomy places the organism in Eukaryota, Fungi, Ascomycota, Sordariomycetes, Microascales, Microascaceae. The coding region runs from base 1 to 1830 and encodes 609 amino acids.